GCUGGCUGUGCUGUGCUGUGUGUAGCUCGCGCUCUCGCUGCUGUGUGAUUCGUUCAGUACGCUCCAGUCGAUCCAUAAAGUUGGAUCACUUUUCUUUCUGCCAAGCGACGGCAAAACAUAAUUUUAAGUCGAUUAAGGACAGCAGGAAAUAACUGUGCAGCCAGAGUGCAAAGGGCAUCAUGUUGCCCCAUUGGAAGCGGCUGCUGUUCGCCGCUGUAAUUGCUGGAGCAUUAGUUGGUACAAAUGCUCAAUUUUGGACGAAUCCAGGUGCAACGGGCUCCAUCCAUGAGUCGCUCCGUCACCACUCACGAGAUGAUCCUAGAGACACGUUUACCAUCGAUGAAAGUUACGAUAUUGUAGAUUCGGCGAGCGUCCAGCGGGGCGUACCUUUGCCAAAGAACUGUACUGCUGGGUAUGCGGGCUGCGUGCCCAAGUGUAUUGCCGAGAAGGGUAAUCGUGGUUUGCCCGGACCCGAAGGUCAGACAGGACCGAAGGGUCUGACAGGUUAUGCGGGCCCAGAGGGUCCGCCCGGUGACAAAGGUCAGAAGGGUGAUCCAGGUCCAUUUGGAUCAAGAGGUCAAAAGGGUGAGCGAGGAACAAGUGGUAUGCCUGGUCUUCCAGGUGUUGCUGGCGUCCAAGGCCCAGCUGGAAAUCCUGGCGCACCGGGUCUCAAUGGUAAGGAUGGCUGCGAUGGCACCGCCGGCUUGCCCGGUAUUCCAGGUCUAUCCGGCAUGGUUGGUCCUCGCGGUUACUCCGGUGCACCUGGUCCCAAGGGCGACAAAGGUGAACCAGCCAAGGAGAAUGGUGACUAUGCCAAGGGUGAGAAGGGUGAGCCCGGUUUUGCCGGUCGCGCUGGUUCCCCCGGACCUGAAGGACAACGCGGUGAAAAAGGCAAGCGUGGCGACACGGGACCAUACGGACCACCUGGACCCCGCGGUGACCGCGGUAUCAAGGGUGAGAAGGGUGCUGCAUGCUUUGCUACGGCCAUGCCUGGCGAGAAAGGUGACAAGGGCGAGAAAGGAGAUCCAGCUCCGAAGCUACCCGUUCAUGGCUCCGAUACGGUUAUGGGACAGCGCGGCGAUGUUGGCCAGAAAGGUGAAAUUGGCUUUAUGGGCGAGAAGGGUGGACUGGGACCUGCCGGCGAACCAGGACUUGAUGGACCGAAGGGCGAGAAAGGUGUGCCUGGCUUCGUUGGAGAUCGAGGUCGCCCAGGUAACUUUGGACCGACAGGACCUGCUGGACAGAAGGGAGAUCGUGGUGAGACGGGUCUAAACGGAUUGCCUGGAUUGCCUGGCAUGAAGGGUGAGCCAGGACGGCCGGGUCAAUCGGGUGAACGCGGCUUGGUUGGUCCGGCAGGACCCCCUGGUGGUGGACGCGGCCAGCCGGGCGCUCCAGGACCCAAAGGACCUCGUGGCUAUAGAGGUCUGCCUGGCCCUCAGGGCCUCAAUGGUAUGGACGGUCCUCAAGGACCUCAAGGCUACAUGGGUCCCAAGGGAGGUCCUGGCCUGCCUGGACAACCUGGCAAUGAAGGUCCUUCCGGACAGAAGGGCGAAAAGGGUAUUCCUGGAUUCGUUGGCUCUCAGGGUCCAGUUGGACCAAUCGGUCAAAACGGUCCACCAGGACUUGACGGACAAAAGGGUGAACCCGGCUUACCGGGCUAUGGCAUUCAAGGCCCCAAAGGAGACGAUGGCAUCAAUGGCUACCCCGGCCAGAAAGGCUCUAAGGGUGAGCGAGGCUACAAAGGCAAUGCUGGUGUUCCCGGAGAUUCCAAAUUAGGCAGACCUGGUGCACCCGGUCAAGCAGGUGCUCCUGGCCCACAGGGUGAUGCUGGUCGUCCUGGCAUACCCGGUGACAAGGGUGACAUGGGUCCUAAGGGUGAUGCAGGUGGCAAAUGCUCAUUGUGCCCACCCGGGUCGAAGGGAGACAAAGGCGAACGAGGUGUGGACGGCAUUCCUGGCAAUCCUGGUGCUCGCGGCCCACCCGGUGAACGUGGCUAUGCUGGAGAGCGUGGUGACGACGGCAUUAUUGGACAAACAGGACCUCCUGGCGAGAAAGGACUCGAUGGCUUCCCCGGUGCACCCGGUGCAACAGGCAAGCCUGGUAAUUCGGCUUUUGUUAACUGGAGUCAAAUUAUCCCAGAGAAAGGACCUAAGGGAGAGCCUGGAUAUCCAGGAGCCGCUGGUGUUAAGGGCGAGCGUGGUGAUAGCGGAAUACCUGGCGCACCUGGCCUUAAAGGCGAAAUGGGCGUCAAGGGUGAGAAGGGUUACGUGGGCCAAGCGGGCGCAGAUGGUGCUCCUGGCAGUCGCGGACGUGACGGUGUUGAUGGCUUCCCUGGACAGAGCAUCAAGGGUGAACCAGGUCGCCCCGGCUUGGAUGGCUUGAAAGGUGACAAGGGUACCUCUGGAUAUGUAGGACCAAAGGGUGAACCGGGCACUUGUGCGGCUAGUGAACUGAAAGUGCCGAUGAAGGGCAACAAAGGCGACCGUGGUGGCACGGGCAUGCCUGGACCAAAUGGACCAAUGGGCCAAAAGGGCGACAUUGGCAUUCCUGGUGAGAAGGGUUCGACAGGUCCCCAGGGUCCACCUGGCUUAGUUGGUCCUCGCGGAAUAACAGGACCUCGCGGCGAGAAAGGCAAUCCUGGUCAAUAUGGUGCGCCCGGUAACGAUGGCAAGAACGGACUUCGAGGACCACCUGGUCGUUAUGGUGAACGUGGACAAAAGGGAGAACAGGGCGCCACUGUGGUUGGACCACCAGGUCCUGCCGGUCGUGAUGGUUUGACAGGCGAGAAGGGAGAUCGCGGUCCAGUUGGUGCCAAAGGCAUGAUCGGACCUAUUGGCAACCCUGGCUAUCCCGGAGACAAAGGUGAUUCCGGUUAUCCUGGUCAACCUGGUGCCACUGGCGCUCUUGGAGAGAAAGGCGAACCGGGCCCAAUUGGUCCGGAGGGUCGUCCUGGCCCACCUGGUAUACCCGGAAUUGCUGGUGUCCAAGGUCGUGACGGUGCCAAGGGAGAGAUGGGCAGCAUUGGUCUCGUCGGCAUGCCUGGUUACAAGGGCGAACGCGGUGCUCCCGGCAAUGAUGGUCCUAAAGGCUUAACUGGCUUAGCUGGUGCUCCCGGCAAGCGCGGUCCACCUGGGGCUGCAGGAAUUCCUGGCAUGAAGGGCGACAAGGGCGCUCGCGGCUUGACUGGCAACAAUGGUCUUCCCGGUGCUCGAGGCCCCACUGGACCACCCGGCAUGAUGGGUGUUAAGGGAGAUAUAGGACCACGUGGUCUGCCCGGACAGGAUGGGUUAAAUGGUCUGAACGGAGAGAAGGGUAACCAAGGUCUUCCUGGUUUUGAUGGACCUCAGGGAGAGCCUGGCGAUGCUUCCGAGAAGGGACAGAAAGGUGAACCUGGUGUCUCCGGACUGCGUGGUCAAGACGGUCUACCCGGUGCUCCUGGACAGCCAGGCGAGAAGGGUUUGCCUGGUAUUGCUGUGCAUGGUCGACCAGGCCCACAGGGCGAGAAGGGUGACACAGGACGCGAUGGAAUCUACGGAGAAGAUGGAAUGCCUGGUGAGAAGGGUGACCGUGGCUUCAACGGAGCACCUGGUGCGAAGGGCGAUAAGGGCAAUGCCGGACUGCCUGGUAAUCCAGGAACGCCUGGACGCGAUGGCCUGCCUGGACCACAGGGUAAUCCCGGACCGAUCGGCUAUCCAGGUGCCAAGGGCAUUAAGGGAGAGCGUGGCCCAGGAGGUGUUGAUGGACUUAAGGGCGCAAUGGGUCUGCCGGGCCGUCCAGGCUAUCAAGGAGCACCUGGCUUGAAGGGUGACAAGGGCGAAAAGGGUCUCAGAGGCCCAGCCGCUGAAGUUGAUCUGUUUGCGUUGAGAGGAGAAAAGGGUGUACCCGGAAAUCCAGGCUUGACUGGCUUACCCGGACUCCAAGGCAUCAAGGGCAACCAAGGCCCAGCUGGCUACCCCGGCGAAAAAGGAGAGCGCGGCUUAACUGGACCAGCUGGCAUUCCCGGCUUAGCUGGAGAGCCUGGACUUAAGGGCGAUAUGGGCUUGACUGGAGAACGCGGCUACCCAGGUCCUGUUGUCCGGGGAGAGAAGGGUCUGCCUGGCCGUGCUGGCAAAAAUGGACGUACAGGCGCUCCUGGCUUGCCUGGCUUGAAGGGUGAGCGUGGCUUGGCUGGCUUGCCGGGUAAUGCUGGUCUAGUCGGCUUGCCCGGUCCCAUUGGUCCCAUGGGCCCCAAGGGUGAACGUGGUUUGACUGGUCCUCCUGGCAUUAACGGCAUCGCUGGCAUGAAUGGGGAGGCAGGCGAGAAGGGUGACGUUGGCUAUCCUGGCUUGAAGGGUGAUCGCGGCUAUCCUGGCCUGGAAGGCCAAAAGGGUGACAAGGGUAAUACAGGACCUGCCGGUCCUCCGGGUCUCAGCGGUCUAGCUGGUCUUAAGGGCGAUAUUGGCGCACCUGGUUUGGCGGGCCAUCCGGGUCCAGUUGGUGCACCAGGCGAGAAAGGAUUCACCGGUCCAAAGGGUCGUGAUGGUCGCGAUGGCCUGCCCGGUCUGCGCGGCGAAAAGGGCGAGCCCGGCAUGGUGCCUCCACCCGGCCCCAAGGGCGAGCCUGGUCAUCCCGGACGUGAUGGAGAAAAGGGCGAUCGUGGACCUCCAGGUGAACGCGGUCUAAUUGGCAUGCAGGGCGAGCGUGGCGAGAAGGGCGAACGCGGCUUAAUUGGCUUAACUGGUCCCGUUGGCCGACCCGGCCUCAAGGGCGAGCGCGGCGAACAAGGCUUGAUUGGACGAGAGGGUGAAAUCGGUCCCAUUGGCUUCAAGGGUGAGCCCGGUCUGCCCUGCACUGGAGCUCAGGAUUAUCUCACUGGCAUACUACUAACGCGCCACAGCCAAAACGACCAGGUGCCACAGUGCGCACCCGGACAAGUUGAACUCUGGACGGGCUACUCGCUGCUUUUUGUAGAUGGCAAUGACUUUGCCCACAACCAAGACCUGGGCUCUCCCGGCUCCUGCGUGCCACGCUUUUCCACACUGCCCGUAAUGUCCUGUGGACAGAACAACGUUUGCAACUAUGCCUCGCGCAACGAUAAGAGCUUCUGGCUGUCCACCUCAGCGCCCAUACCGAUGAUGCCCGUCAAUAGCCAAGAGAUUAGCAAAUACAUUUCAAGAUGCGUCGUCUGUGAGGCACCGGCGAAUGUUAUUGCUGUUCACAGCCAGUCGCUGGCGAUACCCAACUGCCCCAACGGCUGGGAAGGACUAUGGAUUGGCUACAGUUUCCUCAUGCACACGGCUGUGGGCAAUGGAGGCGGUGGUCAGGCUCUGCAAUCGCCUGGCUCCUGCUUGGAGGACUUCCGUGCCACGCCGUUCAUUGAAUGUAACGGAGCUAAGGGACACUGCCAUUUCUACGAGACAAUGACCAGCUUCUGGAUGGUUACCCUAGAGGAUAACGAUCAGUUCCAGAGACCCGAACAGCAAACAAUCAAAGCAGGCAAUUUGCUCUCACGUGUAUCCAGGUGUCAAGUCUGUGUGAAGAACUCGUCAUAAAGCGCACACCAAUAAUUUUAAUCUAAAUGUAAUGCCUUAACUAUACCAACGAACAAAAAACAACAAACAAACAAACACACACAUACACACACACACACACACACACACACACACACACACGCACACUAGAACCAACACUGCUACCAAAUUCCUUAAAAACAAACAACUAACCAAAUACAUACAAAAAGUACCCAAAGAAGAAAUAUAUAUAUAAAUAUAUGUAUGUGUAGGUCCACUCCAAUUAGGGUGGAGCGCGUUUGCCAUUUUUUGUAUCUGCCAUUUUUAAAGAAAAAGAAAAACAAAUGAAAUACCAAUGUAAACUGCUUCUUAGUUACGAGUAAGUUAAGUAAAUCAACAACAACAAAUAAACUAGCCUGGUAAUAUGUAAAACAAGAAAACAUCGAAUAUAUCGAAUAAUACAGCCAAGUUGUUUCCUUUAUCUGUCUGUAUCUUCCCUGUGUUUGAGAUGUGAAGGAAUUGCUCGAAUUAAUACACUAAAUUGACUCUGAAUCAAAUUUUGC
Drosophila hydei is the source of this 6052-nucleotide messenger RNA. It is a transcript of the gene Col4a1, whose product is annotated as collagen alpha-1(IV) chain. The record is from RefSeq and is a predicted model, not a curated record. The transcript has 9 exons. Gene Ontology annotation, molecular function: extracellular matrix structural constituent. The coding region runs from base 180 to 5531 and encodes 1783 amino acids. NCBI's taxonomy places the organism in Eukaryota, Metazoa, Arthropoda, Insecta, Diptera, Drosophilidae. Gene Ontology annotation, cellular component: collagen trimer.